GCCCUGCCUUCUGUAGGUACUACCAGUCAGCUACCAUGGCCUCUCAGCGUCUUGGGCUGGCAGAAGAGACUGGCCCAAACCCCGGGGAGUAUGAAUUGGCUGUGAACCCCUUUGAUGGGCUCCCAUUCUCUUCCCGCUACUACGAGCUGCUUGAGCAGCGCCGAGCCUUACCCAUCUGGGCUUCUCGCUUUACCUUCUUGGAGCAGUUGGAGAGUAGCCCCGGUGGAGUGGUGCUGGUGUCUGGAGAGCCUGGCUCUGGCAAGAGUACCCAGAUCCCUCAGUGGUGUGCAGAGUUUGCACUGGCCAGGGGGUUCCAGGAAGGCCGAGUGACUGUCACUCAGCCCCACCCUCUGGCAGCCCUGAGCCUGGCCAUGCGGGUUGCCGAUGAGAUGGACCUAACCCUGGGUCAUGAGGUUGGAUACAGCAUUCCCCAAGAGGACUGCACAGGGCCAGACACCCUACUCAGGUUCUGCUGGGACGGGCUGCUUCUGCAGGAGGUAGCCUCAACCCGGGGCACAGGAGCCUGGGGUGUGCUGGUGCUGGAUGAGGCCCAGGAGCGGUCAGUGGCCUCGGACUUGCUCCAGGGGCUCCUGCGAAAUGCCGGGCUGGGAAACCUUCCAGGGGACUCGAGAGUGGUUGUGGUUACUGACCCUGCCCUUGAACCCAAGCUCCAAGCCUUCUGGGGCAACCCUCCUACUGUGCAUGUACCCAGACGGUCUGGCAUGUGUCCCACACCUGUGUACAGGGACACUGUCCCUACCGAUCGAGUGGAAACUGCCUGCCAAGCUGUGAUUGAAUUGUGUAUGAAGGAGGCUCCAGGAGAUGUGCUGGUGUACCUGCCCAGUGAGGAGGAAAUUUUGCUGUGCUGUGAAUCCUUGUCCAGGGAGGUGGGGCCCUUGGCUCUCAGGGGGCCUCCACCACGGGUGCUGCCCCUUCACCCCGGAUGUGGCCCAGCCGUUCAGGCUGCAUACGAGGACACAGACUUGGGUGCCCGAAAGGUCGUGGUCACUCACUGGCUGGCUGACUUCUCCUUCUCCCUCCCUUCCAUCCGACAUGUCAUUGACUCAGGACUGGAGCUUCGAAGUGUGUACAGUCCUCAGAUUCGAGCAGAAUCCCAAGUGUUGAGACCAAUCAGCAAGUGUCAGGCAGAGGCAAGAAGACUGCGGGCAAGAGGGCUCCCACCAGGGUCCUGCCUCUGCCUGUACCCUAAGUCCUUCCUAGAACUAGAGGCGCCCCUGCUGCCCACAGCCAGGAUAUGUGAGGAGAAUCUGAGCCCUGUGGUAUUACUUCUAAAGAGAAGACAGAUUGCAGAGCCUGGGGAGUGUCACUUCCUGGACCGGCCUGCUCCAGAAGCCCUGAUGCAGGCCCUGGAAGACCUGGACUACCUGGCAGCCCUGGAUGAUGAUGGGAACCUCUCAGACCUGGGGGUCAUCCUGUCAGAGUUCCCGCUGCCCCCCGAGCUGGCCAAAGCCCUGCUGGCCUCCUGCGAGUUUGACUGUGUAGACGAGAUGCUCACCCUCGCUGCCAUGCUCACUGCUGCUCCUGGGUUCACCCAUCCUCCACUCUCUGCAGAAGAAGCUGCCUUGCGUCGGGCCCUGGAACAUACAGAUGGUGAUCACAGUUCUCUGAUCCAGGUGUAUGAAGCCUUUAUACAGAGUGGAGCAGACAAGGCUUGGUGCCAGGCUCGGGGACUAAACUGGGCAGCAUUGUGCCAAGCCCAGAAACUUCGAGGUGACCUCCUAGAACUCAUGCAACAAAUUGAACUUCCACUGUCCCAGCCAGCCUUUGGCUCUGAGCAGAAUCGCAGAGACCUUCAGAAAGCACUGCUGUCGGGAUACUUCCUUAAGGUGGCUCGAGACACAGACGGGACUGGAAAUUAUCUGCUCCUGACCCAUAAGCACGUGGCCCAGCUCUCCCCGUACUGCUGCUACCGAAGCCGCAGGUCUCCAACCAGACCCCCACCAUGGGUUCUUUACCACACUUUCUCCAUUUCCAAAGACAACUGCCUUUCCAUUGUUUCUGAGAUUCAACCACAAAUGCUGGUAGAGUUGGCCCCUCCAUACUUCCUGAGUAACUUGCCUCCCAGCGAGAGCAGAGACCUCCUGAAUCAGCUGAGAGAAGAAAUGGCAGAUUCUUCAGUAGAGAGUGAAUCCUCCUCCACCCAAGAGUUUGGAGAUGCCUGUGUCCUGCAGUGACCUGCCUAAGGAGUGGAACUGAGCUCAUGUGAAGGCAUUAGAUCCUCUCUCAGGCUAGCACUGAGGUAGCCAACCAAAGGUUAGGGUCAAAUGUAAAUCCUAGAACCCGAGUCUCAAGAAAUGGUGGACUGAGAAUAGAGGAGACUGGGUAAGCCACAGUAUACAUAAGGUUGGACCCUUUCCUUAGCCUUCUUCUAUUUAUUGGAGAAUGACUGAUGUACCCCCCAAACCCCUAACUUAUGCCAAACCCACCUUUGUGUACUUCAUUUUGAUCUAUAAAAGUUCUUUCUCUGUGGUGCCAAA
Messenger RNA from Enhydra lutris kenyoni (northern sea otter), 2498 nucleotides. It is a transcript of the gene DQX1, whose product is annotated as DEAQ-box RNA dependent ATPase 1. NCBI's taxonomy places the organism in Eukaryota, Metazoa, Chordata, Mammalia, Carnivora, Mustelidae. The transcript has 11 exons. The coding region runs from base 36 to 2195 and encodes 719 amino acids. Gene Ontology annotation, cellular component: spliceosomal complex; intracellular anatomical structure. The record is from RefSeq and is a predicted model, not a curated record. Gene Ontology annotation, molecular function: RNA binding.